GCGGGUGGGAGUGCAGGCUGUCACAUGACACCCCGUCCAUCUCUCCCUCCCUCCCUCCUUCCACCCUGGACUUGGGGAGUUGCUGUCCCAUCCCUGUCUCUGGAGAGAGCCGAGGCACCAUGCACGGAGGUCGGGGGCUGCUGUUCCUCCUGCCACUGCUGGCUGUCCACAUGGGGGCCCAGGGCUGGAACCAGGAGGCGCGCCUGCUUGCUGACCUGAUGCACAGCUACGACCCCCACCUGCGGCCCGCAGAGCGGGACUCUGAUGUCGUCAAUGUCAGCCUGAAGCUCACCCUCACCAACCUCAUCUCCCUGAACGAGCGAGAGGAGGCCCUCACCACCAAUGUCUGGAUAGAGAUGUGGUGUGACUAUCGCCUGCGCUGGGACCCACAAAACUACGGAGGCCUGUGGGUGCUGAGGGUACCAUCCACCAUGGUGUGGCGGCCGGAUAUCGUGCUGGAGAACAAUGUGGACGGCGUCUUCGAGGUAGCCCUCUACUGCAAUGUGCUGGUGUCCCCUGAUGGCUGUAUCUACUGGCUGCCACCGGCCAUCUUCCGCUCUUCCUGCUCCAUCUCCGUCACCUACUUCCCUUUUGACUGGCAGAACUGCUCCCUCGUCUUCCAGUCUCAGACCUACAGCACCAGUGAGAUCAACUUGCAGCUGAGUCAGGAAGGCGGCCAGACCAUCGAGUGGAUCUUCAUUGAUCCCGAGGCCUUCACAGAGAACGGGGAGUGGGCCAUCCAGCACCGACCAGCCAAGAUGCUGCUGGACGCAGAGGCGCCAGCCGAGGAGGCAGGCCACCAGAAAGUGGUGUUCUACCUGCUCAUCCAGCGCAAGCCCCUCUUCUACGUCAUCAACAUCAUCGCCCCCUGCGUGCUCAUCUCCUCUGUGGCCAUCCUUAUCUACUUCCUGCCUGCCAAGGCGGGCGGCCAGAAGUGCACAGUGGCCACCAAUGUGCUCCUGGCCCAGACCGUCUUCCUCUUCCUGGUGGCCAAGAAAGUACCUGAGACCUCGCAGGCAGUGCCACUCAUUAGCAAGUACCUGACCUUCCUCAUGGUGGUGACCAUCCUCAUUGUCGUGAAUGCUGUGGUUGUGCUCAAUGUAUCCUUGCGGUCCCCCCAUACACACUCUAUGGCCCGAGGGGUUCGAAAGGUGUUCCUGCGGCUCUUGCCACAGCUGCUACGGAUGCAUGUUCGCCCACUGGCUCCACCCACUAUGCAGGACACCCGCCCCAGGCUCCAGAAUGGCUCCUCCUCAGGGUGGUCCAUCACAACUGGGGAGGAGAUGGCUCUCUGCCUGCCACGCAGUGAACUCCUCUUUCGGCAGCGACAGCGCAAUGGAUUGAUGAAGGCAGCACUGGAGAAGCUAGAGAAAGGCCUAGAGCCAGGACAGAGCCAGGAGUUCUGUGGCAGCCUGAAACAGGCCGCCCCUGCCAUCCAGGCCUGUGUGGACGCCUGCAACCUCAUUGCCCGCGCCCGGCACCAGCAGACUCACUUUGACAGUGGGAAUGAGGAGUGGUUCCUGGUGGGCCGCGUGCUGGACCGCGUCUGCUUCCUGGCCAUGCUCUCACUCUUCAUCUGCGGCACUACUGGCAUCUUCCUCAUGGCCCACUAUAACCGGGUGCCCGCCCAGCCAUUCCCUGGAGACCCCCGCCCCUACCUGCCCCCACCAGACUGAGUCAACCAAUGGCUGUUGGACAUACAGGAGUCAUAUUUGUGGGUCAACCUGUCUUCUCAGCUGUGCUGCACUGCUGAGGUCAUGAGGACACUCUUUGGGAAGAGCUGGGGAAAUAAAGAGACAGAGUUGGAGUCCU
Messenger RNA from Ictidomys tridecemlineatus (thirteen-lined ground squirrel), 1812 nucleotides. NCBI's taxonomy places the organism in Eukaryota, Metazoa, Chordata, Mammalia, Rodentia, Sciuridae. The record is from RefSeq and is a predicted model, not a curated record.